Molecule: messenger RNA, 3948 nt
Organism: Myotis davidii
Lineage: Eukaryota; Metazoa; Chordata; Mammalia; Chiroptera; Vespertilionidae
Gene: CAMKK2
Product: calcium/calmodulin-dependent protein kinase kinase 2, beta
Exons: 19
Coding region: 206-1819 (537 amino acids)
Biological process (GO): CAMKK-AMPK signaling cascade; protein phosphorylation; activation of protein kinase activity
Molecular function (GO): ATP binding; protein kinase activity
Source: RefSeq, a predicted model, not a curated record
CUCCCCUCCCGCGGCAGCGCUGAUCCCAGCUGGGACCCUAAACACACACCGAAGGUUCAGGAAGGGCCAGACCAAAUGAUUUGCGGGGCCGGACGUUCCCCACGCCUGAUAUAGAAGAUCGACUGGACAGCUACCCUCAAGGUGGCACCGCUGCUCAUGGGACUGCCCCGGAGUGCCCUUGUCAGAUGAGGUCCACACAUGCACCAUGUCAUCAUGUGUCUCUAGUCAGCCCAGCAGUGACCGGGCCGCCCCCCAGGAUGAGCUGGGGGGCGGGAGCAGCAGCAGCAGCAGCGAAGGCCAGAAGCCUUGCGAGGCCCUGCGGGGCCUCUCGUCCCUGAGCAUCCGACUGGGCAUGGAGUCCUUCAUCGUGGUCACCGAGUGCGAGCCGGACUGCGCUGCGGACCACGGCCUGGACCAGGACCCGCUCCCGGAGGCUGAUGGCCCAGAAGGCCCCCUCUCCUCGCCGCGGCUGCCCCGGCGGCCCACCGUGGAGUCCCGCCACGUCUCCAUCACUGGUAUGCAGGAUUGUGUUCAGCUGAACCAGUACACACUGAAGGAUGAAAUUGGAAAGGGCUCCUAUGGCGUGGUCAAGUUGGCCUACAAUGAAAAUGACAACACCUACUAUGCGAUGAAGGUGCUAUCCAAAAAGAAGCUGAUCCGACAGGCCGGCUUUCCACGUCGCCCCCCGCCCCGAGGCACCCGACCAGCCCCAGGGGGCUGCAUCCAGCCCAGGGGCCCCAUUGAGCAGGUGUACCAGGAAAUUGCCAUCCUCAAGAAGCUGGACCACCCCAACGUGGUGAAGCUGGUGGAGGUCCUGGAUGACCCCAAUGAGGACCAUCUGUACAUGGUGUUUGAACUGGUCAACCAAGGGCCUGUGAUGGAAGUGCCCACCCUCAAACCGCUCUCUGAAGACCAGGCCCGUUUCUACUUCCAGGAUCUGAUCAAAGGCAUUGAGUACUUACACUACCAGAAGAUCAUCCACCGGGACAUCAAACCUUCCAACCUCUUGGUCGGAGAAGAUGGGCACAUUAAGAUUGCGGACUUCGGUGUGAGCAACGAGUUCAAGGGCAGCGAUGCGCUCCUCUCUAACACUGUGGGCACACCUGCCUUCAUGGCCCCCGAGUCUCUCUCCGAGACCCGGAAAAUCUUCUCUGGGAAGGCCUUGGAUGUGUGGGCCAUGGGUGUGACACUCUACUGCUUUGUGUUUGGCCAGUGCCCAUUCAUGGACGAGCGGAUCAUGUGUUUACACAGUAAGAUCAAGAGUCAGGCCCUGGAAUUUCCGGACCAGCCCGACAUAGCGGAGGACUUGAAGGACCUCAUCACCCGCAUGUUGGAUAAGAACCCCGAGUCGAGGAUCAUGGUGCCAGAGAUCAAGCUGCACCCCUGGGUCACGAGGCAUGGGGCGGAGCCGUUGCCAUCGGAGGACGAGAACUGCACGCUGGUCGAGGUGACCGAAGAGGAGGUCGAGAAUUCAGUCAAACACAUUCCCAGCCUGGCGACCGUGAUCCUGGUGAAGACCAUGAUUCGAAAACGCUCCUUCGGGAACCCGUUUGACUGCAGCCGGCGGGAGGAACGCUCGCUGUCGGCGCCCGGAAACCUGCUCAGCAAAAAACCAACCAGGGAAUGGGAGCCCCUGUCUGAGUCCAAGGAAGCACGGCAGCGAAGACAGCCUCCAGGGGCCCGACCCGGCCCUCGCGGGGGAGGAGGAAGUGCUCUUGUGAAAGGCGGUCGGUGUGUGGAGAGUUGGGGGGCCUUGGGCCCUGGCCACCGAACGCGAACGCGCAUGCAUCCUCUGCGGCCAGACGACGCCAUGGAGUAGCUGCUGGACGCCCGUGACCUCGCAUGCUGGGCGUCUCACCUCCAGGGCUACGCACCCUGCGUUUCCAUAGCAGCAUGUCCUACGGAAACUGAGCACGUGUGUAGAGCCUUGCCCGUCAUCUCUGGUUGUUUGGGUUUUUUUUGUUUUGUUUUCCUUUGUUGUUUUAAAGGGGACAAAAAAAAAUACACACCAACCCACAAAACACUCCAUGACCUUGACCUUGGCCGCUGGCUGGCUGAACAGGCAGGUGCGAGGAGUUGCAGACGCAGAGCCACAUGCAUUUUGGGACAGUUUGCUUUUUAAAACGUUUUUAUGCCAAAAAAUCCUUCGUUGUGAACCAGGAACCACGUCAGAUACACCGAGAGAAUAUGUGUGUGGGGUUUGAAAAUCGUGAAAAACUGGCUGAGAACUCAGAAGGCAUGGCCUGAGACCACAGAGUGAGGGAGCUGCUGUAUUUGAAAGGGAGAAGAGUGGGCGUGACUUCUCAUGCAAACGCCGAACCUAAAAGCACACCACCUUCCAGAUCCGUGGACUCGGGGCAGCGAGGCAGGGCUAGCCCUCAGUAGCUGCGGGGAGCUUGGAUGUAACUAUUUAUAAGAAGGACUUGAACAUUUUUUAAUUUUACUUUAUUUUGUUGUGACUGGAAUUGUCAGAAAAACAGAAAGGGCUUGAUGGUGAACUGUUUCACAGAGGGGACUGUCAACCCUAAAGGGCAUUCGUGAUGGUGGUGGGAGAAGUUUUGCUUAAAGGACUUGAAUGCAUACAGGGAGGCGGCUGACCUCUCUUAGCAAAUCUCUCGUUCAAUUACAAAAACAUCAGGGUGAAAUCCUCUACUUCCAUGGAUAUUACAUGGCUUGGGCGUGAACAAACAAGCAAAAAUGGCCACUUCUCCAGCUAGACUGACCUCCAGAGUAAGUCAGAAACCAUCUCUUCUAGAGCUUCCAGGAUCUAUUCCCCGGCUUCGGGCGUGUGAUCGGAGUUGGAACCCAUGAAACCCGCGCUUGUAUAUUAGCGGCUUAGCUCGUUUAUGGCCUAUGUAAUUCUAGACACUGAACGUUUUGUUCUCUUCUUAAAUACUAGCUGAGUGUUGUCAUUAGUCAAACAGUUCAUCCAGUUCCCGGAGGUCCGGCUAGGAAAUACUUUCAUUCGACCGAGACACAAAUGGUCAUCCGUAGCAGCAAAGCUCUGUUAGGAGACCCCCAGGGCACCCUCAGAGAGAAGGCUGUGGAAACCCAGAGCACUCCUCAGGGUCCAAGGAACUGGGACUUGGCACAGGACCUGCCCUUUCGCAGUCAGAAGUCCAGAGAGAAAAGGUUUAUUUUUUUGACCUUCAUCUGAUAUUGAGAAGUGUGACUGCAGUACAAGUGGGACUUCUUCCAGAGCCGCAGGUGGGCGAGUGUGAAGGUCAAGGGUUAGGAAAACCGGGAAGACUUUGUCCUGGGAGAUUGCCGGUGCUUUGUGGAACCUGGGGAAACACUGCAUGCUUUCCGUUGUUCCUGUGUGGACGGCCUUGGUAUGAGGACAUUUUGCAGAGAGAGAGAAGCAAGGAAUCUCGGAGCCCAGGCAUUCUUGGCAUCCGUAGAUCUUGAAUGUAAGCUCUUGACUGUCAGUUAGCCAGCCUUCUCUCGUGAUCCUAUAACAAUCAUACAGAAUGAGGAAGUGCUGGUGUCCCAACAAGCAGAGGAUACCUGUCUGAUGGAGGGUCCUCUCGCCUGCUUGCUUGCUUGCUUUUUGUAACCUGGUACUUCCUCCUGCCCUCCCUCCUAUGCUGUUUCAAUGUGUGGGCCCCACCCCUCCCGGGAGCAGCUGGGGCCUGGUUAGGCUGCAGUAAGCACCUUGCAAUGGUUGAAGUCUGCCGGUCCUGGGUGUUUGUCCCAGCUUGUUUGUGUGAACUCUGGCCUGGCGGGUGGCUCGUCCUGGGGAGGGCGGGCAGCGCGCAGAACUUCUGCAGAACUCCUGUGUUUACACAGCCGCGUCGGGCAACGCCAUCGCCCCCACGACACUCUUGGGACGGGUUUCACAUGUGCAAUGCCCACCAUCGGGCAGCGCCCAGCUAUUUUGGCGGUGGGUUGGGGGAGGCCCAAGUUCAUAACUUUAUUAUUAUUAUUAUUAUUUUAAUUUUUUUUUUU